AUCCGGCAAAGAAGAGUUUAAACUCCAUCUUCUGCCUGCAGAAAUCACCUCUGUCCUCUACACAAAUCCCCCAUCCGCCCAGCGAACCCAGAUUGUAUCUUGUUCUGUUCAGCAACAGUUGACUGAGGCAGGCCUCUGAAAGGAGGCAGGCUGGAGAAAGCAUGAAGGAGAGAGGGCUAUUUUUUUUUACCACCCCUGGGUUUUUUUUUUGUUUUGUUUUUGAUGUUGCCUUUUUAGCUCACUGUUAACAAGUCGGGAGGGAUUUCUCUUAAGGUCUGUCCAUUGUUGCAUUUACAUUCCUUCUCUGGGUUUGUGAAAUAGUGCCUCCUUUAUUUGUAUUAAUUACAGGUUUUGGAACACUUAUUAGACAGAUGACUGAUACUAAGUCUGUGGUCAGAAGUUAUGUGGGAAGCUCCCGUUACCAUUCCCAAGAUACUUUUGCCUAGAAGGGCACCCCAUCUUAAUUUGUAAUGUUACACAGCCAAAAAUGAUUAUCCUGGAUGAAGCUUUGCUGCUGGCCUUUAAAUUUUUAUUAUAAAGUGACUAAGACCAGCUGUAAGGACCUGUGAUUUUUUUUUAGCUUUUCCUUCCUCUGAAGUGUAAUCCACUUGGAGAAAAUUCCUCUGAAGUUUCUUUUGCUGCUCUUGAACACAGGAGAGAGUUGUAUCUGAAUAUAUUGUAAUGCUUACAAUUUUUUGUGGAGGUUUGAUAUGUGUGCUUGGACUGGGGGUUGUAGACUUCCCUCUCCCCUCCUCCCCCAGUUCUAGGGAUUUGAAUCCAGGGCCUCACACAUGCUAGACAAGGGCUGAACUACAUCCUCUAGACAUGGGAGGGUUUUGUUGUUGUUGUUGUUUUGCUUUUUGUUGUUUUUUGAGACAGGGUCUUUGGAAGUUGCCCACAUGGACCUCAAAUUUGGGUGCCUCCUGCCUCAACCUCCCAAGUAGUCACCUGGCUAGACUUCUUGAUUUAAAGUGUGGGCUAAUUUUUUACCCCUGGGAUGAAGUGGUGUAAGUCUUAUUUAUUUGACCAUGCUGAAAUUAUUUAAUAGAAACCUGAAGCAUAAAAAAAGUGUUAUUUUGUCUGAGAUUGGGCUUUUAAACUCUGAAACCUAACCUCUGAAUCUAUUAAUUAGAUGUGGUCUAAAACUUGUCAAAUUGUAAUAAGCAACAGUUUCUGCUUUAGCUGGAAGGAGAGAAAGGAGAGAGAGGGAGGAACUUCUAACUGAUGGUGAGAGUCCCAUUUGUCCAGGCUGUGCAUUUCAUUGAAUACUUUUUUUUUUCUUUUUUGAGACCGUGAAUGGGACCUGGUAAUCAGAGAUUUGAGAAUUGUACUAAAUGAGAUAGGGUUGCUUCACAUUUUCAAUUUCUUUUUGAAGAUGCCACUACUAAAUGUACUGUUGACUUAGCUGAGUUAUUAUCUAAAUCACAUAACUUUCUAAUCAUUCGUGAAAAGGCAGGAAAUCUUUUGUGGUACUGGGGAUUGAAUCCAAGGCCUUGUGCAUGUAAGUCAGGCACUCUACCAACUGAGCUAUAUCCCUAGCCCUAGGAAAUCUUUUUUUAAAUAGGAAUUUCCUGCAUGAAUCAUUUGAUAAGUAAGACUUAUCCCACUUUCCUGCCUCCUAACCCUCACUCACACAAAAGUAAAAUACUUCAUUAACCAAUUCAACCAGCCUGGUGAGGUCAGGCAAUUAAUAUUUCUGAAAAAUUUUGAUCCCUGAAUAUGUUUUCAUUAAUUUGUCCUAUUCAUUGCUUACUUGUACCAUACGGGCAUGAGAUUAGGCUACAUGACUAUAUUUUCUCUUGCUUUCCUUUUGAACUAAGACUGGAUUAUUUAGAUAAGUAGUGAAAAUUUCCAUCAUAUACAGAAUGCAUAAGAGAGAAGCUGGAAUUUGACAAAUGCUGUAGGUGACAAUUGCAGUGCUGCUUUCUCCUUUAAAAGUUCUGUGAUAUAAGUCCUUUCUGAAGUCUCUAGUGUCUCUUACCAGUCUGCUUCACAGUGAACAGGAUUUAAUAAAAUGUUGUAGAAGUGGCCUGGCACAGUGGCACCAUCUGUAAUCCCAGUGGCUCAGGAGGCUGAGACAGGAGGAUCGAGAGAGUUCAAAGCCAGACUCAGCAAAAAGCAAGGCGUAACCCUCCACUGAGUGAAGAGAUGUUGCCUCCCGGGGAGUGGAUGUGUCACCGGUGCACUGUUCGCCGAAAGAAACGAGAGCAGAAAAAGGAGCUGGGCCAUGUCAAUGGACUGGUGGACAAAACUGGCAAACGGACUACAUCACCCAGCAGUGACACUGACUUGUUGGACAGAUCAGCUAGCAAAACUGAACUCAAGGCCAUUGCCCAUGCCCGGAUUCUGGAAAGGAGAGCCAGCCGGCCUGGCACCCCCACAUCCAGCGCCAGCACAGAGACUCCCACCUCUGAGCAGAACGACGUUGAUGAGGACAUCAUUGAUGUGGACGAGGAGCCAGUAGCAGCAGAGCCGGACUAUGUGCAGCCCCAGCUGAGGCGGCCUUUUGAGCUGCUUAUUGCUGCCGCCAUGGAGCGGAACCCCACCCAAUUUCAGUUGCCCAAUGAACUGACUUGUACCACUGCACUACCAGGUUCUAGCAAGAGGAGAAGAAAGGAGGAAACCACAGGGAAAAAUGUAAAGAAGACACAGCAUGAGUUAGAUCACAAUGGUCUUGUUCCCUUACCCGUCAAAGUCUGCUUCACGUGUAACAGGAGCUGCCGUGUGGCCCCUCUCAUCCAGUGUGACUAUUGCCCCCUCCUGUUUCAUAUGGACUGCCUCGAGCCACCGCUCACUGCCAUGCCCCUGGGCAGAUGGAUGUGUCCGAAUCACAUCGAACAUGUGGUGCUGAACCAGAAGAAUAUGACACUGAGCAAUCGGUGCCAGGUGUUUGAUCGUUUCCAGGACACCGUUUCGCAGCAUGUCGUCAAAGUGGACUUCCUGAACCGAAUCCAUAAGAAGCACCCUCCUAACCGCCGUGUGCUCCAGUCAGUCAAAAGAAGAAGCCUGAAGGUUCCCGAUGCUAUAAAAUCUCAGUACCAGUUUCCACCCCCUCUCAUUGCACCUGCGGCCAUUCGGGACGGGGAACUGAUCUGCAAUGGGAUUCCUGAGGAAUCACAGAUGCACCUUUUGAACUCUGAGCACUUAGCCACCCAGGCAGAACAGCAAGAGUGGCUCUGUAGUGUUGUUGCGCUCCAGUGCAGCAUAUUGAAACAUUUAUCUGCUAAGCAGAUGCCUUCGCAUUGGGACUCUGAACAGACAGAGAAGGCUGAUAUUAAGCCUGUUAUUGUGACUGACAGCUCAAUCACCACAUCCCUGCAAACCGCUGACAAGGCACCUACACCUUCCCACUACCCCUUGUCCUGCCCCUCAGGGAUUAGCACCCAGAAUUCCCUGAGCUGCUCUCCACCCCACCAGCCCCCAGCCCUAGAGGACAUCAGCUGCAGUUCUUGUGUGGAAAAAUCCAAGAAAGCCCCUUGUGGGACUACCAACGGGCCAGUGAACACAGAGGUGAAAGCCAAUGGCCCCCACCUCUACAGCAGCCCCACUGAUUCCACGGACCCCCGGCGACUUCCAGGCGCCAACACCCCCCUACCUGGCCUUUCACAUCGGCAAGGCUGGCCUCGGCCCCUCACGCCACCAGCGGCUGGGGGGCUUCAGAAUCACACCGUCGGCAUCAUUGUGAAGACAGAGAAUGCCACUGGCCCCAGCUCUUGCCCCCAGAGGAGUUUGGUUUCUGUCCCAAGCCUGCCCCCUUCCAUUCCCAGCUCUUGUGCCAGCAUUGAGAACACCAGCACUUUGCAAAGAAAGACUGUCCAAUCACAGAUAGGACCUCCGUUGACAGAUUCAAGGCCACUGGGCUCACCCCCAAAUGCCACCCGGGUGCUCACUCCCCCCCAAGCAGCAGGAGACGGUAUCUUGGCCACAGGAGCCAACCAACGAUUCUGCUCACCAGCGCCAUCAUCAGAUGGCAAGGUCAGCCCCGGCACGUUAUCCAUAGGAAGCGCUUUAACCGUACCCUCUUUCCCAGCCAACUCUACUGCCAUGGUGGACCUCACCAACUCACUUCGAGCAUUUAUGGAUGUCAAUGGAGAAAUCGAGAUAAAUAUGCUGGACGAGAAGCUGAUCAAGUUUCUGGCCUUGCAGAGAAUACAUCAGCUUUUCCCCUCCCGGGUCCAGGCUUCACCGGGCAGUGUUGGGACACAUCCGCUGACUUCCGGAGGGCACCACACAGAAGUGCAAAGAAAGGAAGUACAGGCCCGAGCUGUGUUCUACCCCCUCUUAGGGUUGGGAGGAGCUGUGAAUAUGUGCUAUCGAACCCUCUACAUCGGGACAGGAGCUGACAUGGAUGUGUGCCUUACAAACUAUGGUCACUGUAACUAUGUGUCCGGGAAACAUGCCUGCAUAUUCUACGAUGAGAAUACCAAACAUUAUGAGCUGUUAAACUACAGUGAGCAUGGGACAACAGUGGACAAUGUGCUGUAUUCAUGUGACUUCUCUGAGAAGACCCCGCCAACCCCCCCAAGCAGUAUUGUUGCCAAAGUGCAGAGUGUCAUCAGGCGCCGCCGCCACCAGAAACAGGAUGAAGAGCCAAGUGAAGAGGCAGCCAUGAUGAGUUCCCAGGCCCAGGGGCCACCGCGGAGACCCUGCAAUUGCAAAGCCAGCAGCUCAAGCUUGAUUGGGGGCAGUGGGGCCGGCUGGGAGGGCACGGCCUUACUGCACCAUGGCAGCUACAUCAAGCUGGGCUGCCUGCAGUUUGUCUUCAGCAUCACUGAGUUUGCGACCAAACAGCCCAAAGGCGAUGCCAGCCUGCUGCAGGAUGGGGUCUUGGCUGAGAAGUUGUCUCUCAAGCCCCACCAGGGCCCUGUGCUGCGCUCCAACUCCGUUCCCUAGGGCUGGUGACUACCCUGCCACCAGCCUAUAUACCCACCCAAGACUCCUGCAAUGCAAAAAUGUACACAAACCAAGCCCGGGUGUUUUCUAUACUCUACCAGAAACCCUUCAACUACAAUCUUUGCAUGAAAUGAAGAAAACCUUUUGACUUUUUUAAAAAUCCUUUUUCUUUUCUCAAGUUCUAGGGGGCAUUUGCACAUAUAUUUGUACUCAACAUUUCAUGGGAAAGCGGCAGACCCGAGCUGAGGAACAGCGUGGGCAGGGAGGGGAAGAUCCAUGGUCUGGACACUUCCUCCAAUAUAAACCCUUCCCCCACACUUCCUGCUCCCUCCCCCUCGCCCGCCGUUGUAAAAUAAUCAGAAACUUGUUCUAUUUUGUGGCAGUGACAAUAGUUUUAUAUUAAAAGAAAAAAUACAGUUUUCAUACAGCAAAAUCUAUACAAUAUCAUUGUUUUAUUUAAUAUAAAGAUCGCUACCCACCCUCUUUCCAUGGUUCCCACCCUCCAAGUUAUUUUCCCUUUCUGCAGCGGUUGCACUACAGGUAGCUACUGUGUAUUAUGGACAAAUGAGAAAUGAAUUCUUUUUCUUGCUGUCCAUCUAUUUUAUUUCAAAUAAGGAAAAGUGUAUUUGGAUUUUGUGUAAAUACAUCUAGUGAUGACAUUUUUUCAAUGUUUUUAAAAACUGUGUACAGUACUACAUGUGGUAGAGCGUUUUCUCAAAUUGUCUAUUGUAGCAAAAAUGUUUUUGUCGUAAACCUGUUUUGUCUCCUUUUUUUUGUUCUCUUGCCACUUCUCUCCUUUUCCUCCCACCCCUGGCUCCCUCCUCUCCUCCCACCCCCACAACUAGUACCAAUGUACAUAGUAAUUGUAAUGUUUUAGACUUUACAGAAACUUUCCUGUAUUCUGUAUAUAAAAAAACAAAAAUAUUUCAAAUUA
Molecule: messenger RNA, 5827 nt
Organism: Marmota monax (woodchuck)
Lineage: Eukaryota; Metazoa; Chordata; Mammalia; Rodentia; Sciuridae
Gene: Phf12
Product: PHD finger protein 12
Exons: 14
Coding region: 2149-4893 (914 amino acids)
Biological process (GO): negative regulation of transcription by RNA polymerase II
Cellular component (GO): Sin3-type complex; nucleus
Molecular function (GO): transcription corepressor activity; protein binding
Source: RefSeq, a predicted model, not a curated record